Cynara cardunculus var. scolymus (artichoke) is the source of this 1158-nucleotide messenger RNA. RefSeq names its product RING-H2 finger protein ATL3-like. The record is from RefSeq and is a predicted model, not a curated record. Lineage: Eukaryota; Viridiplantae; Streptophyta; Magnoliopsida; Asterales; Asteraceae. The coding region runs from base 249 to 1094 and encodes 281 amino acids. The transcript has a single exon.
CCCUUUCAAGACUCCAUCCUUGUCAUCUUCUUCUACUUCCUUGAAAAUCUCCCACGCUUUCAUCUUCUUCCCCAAUUCAUCAUCUUUUUCUUAACCCUAUAAAUCCCCUUCUUCAUUCUUCUCUCUCUAGACCUUUUACACUACUUCUAAUACAAGAAACUCGAACCUUUACUUCCAAUCUCAGGCUCAUCAACAUUUCAGCUAACUUUUCUUGCCUUUAGUUGAUCAUAUACAAAUCUUGAUCCAAGAUGACCACUUACCAUGAAUCGAAUGUGGUGGAGCUUGCCGGAAAGAUCUUGAUCGUAUCAAUCCUAGUAGCCUCCGUGGUUGUGGUUUUCGUUUUCUUUGUCCACCUCUAUGCCAAGUGGUUCUGGUACCGCCGUGAAGAAGAACGGGACGUCGCCAACACCCACCGCCGUCGUCGCCGUGGAGAUUUUACAGCAGGACACCUGGAACAGCAGUCUGGAGUCACCGUCCUCCGCCGUGGCCUUGACGCCUCAUUCUUGAAAACCAUACCUGUCAUAAUUUUCGACCCCAAAGACUUCAAGGAAGGAUUUGAGUGUACUGUGUGUUUAUCGGAGCUCGGCCAAGGAGAAAAAGCUCGAAUUCUGCCAAAAUGCAGUCAUGGGUUUCAUAUGGAAUGCAUUGAUAUGUGGUUUCAUUCACAUUCGACUUGUCCCAUUUGUAGAAACCCUGUUUCACAUCAGACCGAAAUUUCGGUUGAGAAUCUGUUGGAAAGUCGUCAAACACAAGAAGAAUCAACAGAGAAUGGUGAUUCACGAGAAUUCCCAACAAAUAUUUUGUUUUGGGGAGAUGAAACUGAAGUUAGCACUUUGACUUCUCAAUUGGAAGAAGCCAAUAAUCAUCAUCAAACAGCUAUUUUAACUUCUGAAACAUCUUCAUCAUCACAGCCAAAUAGACCAGAUUUAGUGAUUGACAUACCAAGGUUGAUUGAUGAAGAUGAAGGUCAAAAAACACCCGUUUCAUCUCGAAUGAGAUCAUUCAGGAGAAUCUUGAGUGGCAGUAGAAUGUUUAUUAACCCAUUUAGUCCUGCCAGUACUAGCGUCGAACAAGGGUCCAGAGGUCAUCGUUGAUCAAGAUUCAAGUCUAUAAGAAUUCAUUUUUUUGUUAUUGGAUUGUUGGAUGCUUGUGAAGAGG